CCCUCCAGAGCCUCCUUUUAGGUCUGGCAGGUCCUGCCUCCUCACCCAGAAGCUUCUCUGGCCCUCUGGAGUCGGGGCACGCCUCAUGCAAGGACAAUGCCCACAUUCCUUUGUCCUCGGAUUCCACUUGGCUGAGGUCUCCUUCCUGGGCUCCCGGGGUUUCCCGAGCCUGCUUUCGAAAGUCUGGCCUUUUCCUCUGUCCCUCCCUGUCUCAGGCUGGUGGGGUGGGGGAAGCAGCCCAUUCCUGGGCUCAGAGAAUCCCACCCCAGCUCAGAGGGUGCAGGACCGCAGCCAGGGACAGACCUCAUCCCUCCCAGGGACUCCAGACCACUGUCUCUCUCAGCAGGUCCUGGCUCCUGGAACUCCUGGCCACCAUGGGCAUCACCAAGAACCAGUCUGAUGACAUUAAGAAACUGAAUGCCAGAAUGCAUCAGUUGGUAGACAAAUUUACUGUUACAAUGAAACAUGAGGAAUCAGAACCUGAAAAGGUGAAGUCGAGCAUGAAUGAUCUGGAGGACAACUUCAAAGAGUGCAUUUUGGACACUGUGAAUGAUUGUUAUCAGGGACAGCACCCGGAGCUCACUCCUCUACUUGAAAAAGAAAGAGAUGCAUUACGGCACAGAGGCAACAGACCGCCUGCUCUGGAAGUUGAGGAUCCCGAAACCCAGGAGCCCGAGGAGAGCUUUUGUGACAAGGUCCUGAGAUGGUUCCGCGCCAUGCUGCAGCGGCUGCAGGCGUGGUGGCAGAAGUUUGUGGCCUGGGUGAAGGAGAUGGGGGCAGCCGUGGUCCAUGCAGCAAAGGCCCUCUGGAAUGUGUUUGAGAGUUUCUGCUGCUCUCUGCCAGAGCUCCUCAGGUCCUUUUUUCAGUACUAAGGAACCCCAUGGAGGGCAUGGAGGAGCUGACAGCCCAGAAGUGCUCUGAACCCCAAUGAAGCUUCCGAUGCCACUUUUGCCCUCCCCCUCACUUCGAACCCACCCUGACCCCUCCCUCAGCUCUGCUGUGCCCUGCCCCGCUCCCACACACCCAGCCCCCCUGCCUGGCGUUCCUGCUGCAGCUCUGACCUGGCACUGUCACGAUGGCGUCUUAAUAAAACGUUCUUAAACUUACCUGGCAGAGGA
This is a messenger RNA of Cebus imitator (Panamanian white-faced capuchin), 1118 nucleotides long. RefSeq names its product interleukin-32-like. Gene Ontology annotation, biological process: immune response. NCBI's taxonomy places the organism in Eukaryota, Metazoa, Chordata, Mammalia, Primates, Cebidae. The coding region runs from base 375 to 872 and encodes 165 amino acids. The transcript is spliced from 7 exons. The record is from RefSeq and is a predicted model, not a curated record.